AUGUUGGGGGACGCCAAGGAUUUUGCUGCGAUGCUGCAGUGGUCGGCCGCCUUCUGGGAUGCCGACCUCGAAGCGUUUUGGGACCCCUACCUCCGCAAGCCAAUCGGCAAUUCUCUCUGCGCGUUGGCCGCCAAAUUCGCCGACGCUGAGAAGGCGCAUCGCAUGGAACAUCAUGUGGCGGCGACCACUAAAAAGGCCAUGGUCGGCCCAGGCCGCGAGGAAGCACGCCGCAAUAAGAGGAACGAUCGUCAACGUCGCAAGCGCAAGCGCCAGCGAGAGAACGUGGAGAAGGACCCGCGCCCCUUGCUUGGGGGCAAAGGCCUGGCCCGAGUGGCCCAGGAAGACCUCGAAACCAUCCUGCGCAGCGGUAACCCGAGCUACGAUUACUGGAGACUGGCAGCGGCGGUUGUCGAGUCGGGCGCUUGGGACAGGCGACCUGGACUGGUUCGGUCCAAGGAUCGCGGCGGCGAACACUCCGACAGAUGCAUACAUGCAAGCCAUGUCUUUGGCCGACUGGAUCAGGGAAGCCAGCGAGGAUUAGUGAUCCAAUCAACCAAGGUUGAGGAACGCAACUAUCGUCGGCCCCGACGAUGCCAAGGUGUCCCUCGCCUCGUGCCACUCGCCCUUCAAGAGAAGGUGGACAAAGGAAAAACCCCGAUAAGGGGAAUCAUGAAGAAGACAGCGCCGUCGGGACAGGAGUCUCAAGCGGAAAGGGUGAAGAAGUUGAUAUUGAAACCGCCAAAGAACGUCGAAGCGCUACGGGCCAAUGCCAGGGUAACCGAUCGCACAGAAUCCUCCCAUCGAAACGACUCCUCCGAAACCGUCGCGGGACCGUCAAGUGAAUUGCCUUACGAGAUCAUUUACGACGGAGCGGCAUCGUCGGACGAUGAUGAAGAGAUGCAAGCAAUAGAGGAACAGGUGGGGAAGGCACAGGGGGGAGAAGGAUCGAGAUCGAAGCGCUCUCAGGGCAAGGGACAAGCAAACAUAACAGAGGGAACCAUCAAGGCCGCUCCGACAGUGGCAAAGAUUAAGGAGGAGGUCCAACCGAAGGUUCCUAAAGUGCCGGGGCCGAUACGGGCGCUGGAGGGAAAGGUGCGCGUGUCGAUAGCCGAUGUAUUGGACAGCACCAUCGUCGAAAUUCGGUGA
Messenger RNA from Aspergillus japonicus CBS 114.51, 1146 nucleotides. RefSeq lists its product as uncharacterized. The transcript has 3 exons. The coding region runs from base 1 to 1146 and encodes 381 amino acids. NCBI's taxonomy places the organism in Eukaryota, Fungi, Ascomycota, Eurotiomycetes, Eurotiales, Aspergillaceae. The record is from RefSeq and is a predicted model, not a curated record.